Molecule: messenger RNA, 2880 nt
Organism: Budorcas taxicolor (takin)
Lineage: Eukaryota; Metazoa; Chordata; Mammalia; Artiodactyla; Bovidae
Product: transmembrane protein 214
Exons: 17
Coding region: 4-2067 (687 amino acids)
Cellular component (GO): Golgi apparatus; endoplasmic reticulum
Source: RefSeq, a predicted model, not a curated record
ACCAUGGCGGCCAAGACGGCAGGUGGGGGGCGCUGGGAGGUGGUGAAGAAGGGGCGGCGGGCUGGGGCCGGCGGCAGUGGUAAAGGCGGCGGAGGGGACCGCCGGGCGCUCGGGGAGGCGAACGGAGUAUGGAAGUACGACCUGACCCCUCCAAUCCAGACGACAAGCACCCUGUAUGAGCGGGGCUUUGAGAAAAUCAUGAAGCGGCAGAAUAAGGAGCAGGUUCCACCUCCUGCUGUGGAGCCUAAGAAACCGGGGAACAAGAAGCAGGCUAAGAAGGUGGCGACCCUCACCAACCAGAACCAGAAGCAGGGCCGCUUUCGCAGCCUGGAGGAGGCACUGAAAGCUCUGGACCUGGCAGAUCUGCAGAAGGAACUGGACAAGAGCCAGAGUGUGUUCUCUGGGAACCCAUCUGUGUGGUUGAAGGACCUGGCCAGCUAUCUCAACUACAAGCUCCAAGUACCUCCGAGUGAACCCACACUUAGCCAGCAUCCUCACGAUUAUCCCUACAGCCUGGUGAGCCGGGAGCUGCGUGGCAUCAUCCGAGGGCUACUGGCAAAGGCUGCAGGAUCCCUGGAGCUCUUUUUUGACCACUGUCUAUUCACCAUGCUACAAGAACUGGAUAAGACUCCAGGGGAGUCACUGCACGGUUACCGCAUCUGUAUCCAGGCCAUUCUGCAAGACAAGCCCAAGAUUGUCACCACGAACCUAGGCAAGUUCCUAGAACUGCUGAGGUCCCACCAGAGCCGACCAGCCAAGUGUCUGACCAUCAUGUGGGCCCUGGGUCAAGCGGGUUUUACCAACCUCACCGAGGGACUGAGAGUGUGGCUGGGGAUUAUGCUGCCUGUGCUGGGCAUCAAGUCUCUGUCUCCCUUCGCCAUUGCAUACCUGGAUCGGCUGCUCCUGAUGCACCCCAACCUCACCAAGGGCUUUGGCAUGAUUGGCCCCAAGGACCUCUUCCCACUUCUGGACUUUGCCUAUAUGCCCAACAACUCCUUGACUCCCAGCCUGCAGGAGCAGCUAUGUCAGCUAUACCCACGACUGAAGGUGCUGGCAUUUGGGGCAAAGCCGGAAUCCACGCUACAUACCUACUUCCCCUCCUUCUUGUCCAGAGCCACCCCUGGCUGCCCUCCAGAGAUGAAGAAAGAGCUCCUGAGAAGCCUGACCGAGUGCCUGAUGGUGGACCCCCUCAGCACCAGCGUAUGGCGGCAGCUCUAUCCCAAGCACCUGUCACAGUCCAGCCUGCUGUUGGAGCACCUGCUCAGGUCCUGGGAGCGGAUUCCCAAGAAGACGCAGAAGUCUUUGCAAGAAACUAUUCAGUCCUUCAAGCUUACCAACCAGGAUCUACUGAGAAAGGGCAGCGGCAGCAAUCAGGAUGUCGUCACCUGCGACUCGGCCUGCAAGAGUCUGUUGCAGCAGGCUCGGGGCUUCCAGCUGCCCUGGACACGGCUACUCCUGUUGGUGCUGGUCUUUGCCAUAGGUUUCCUAUGCCAUGACUUCCGGUCACACAGCUCUUUCCAGGCCUCCCUUUCUGGCCGGCUGCUUCAGUCAUCUGGUGUCUUGCCUGCUGGCCAACAAGCAUGCACCAAGAUCUACUCCUACAGCCUUCAGGGCUACAGCUGGCUGGAGAAGACAUUGCCAGCCUGGGGCUCCCACCUGCUGACUGUGGUGAGGCCUGGCUUGCAGCUGGCCUGGGCCCACACCAAUGCCACCGUCAGCUUCCUUUCUGCCCACUGUGCCUCACACCUUGCCUGGUUCAGUGACAGCCUCGCCAACCUCUUCCAGAGGGUACAGACCCAGCUCCCUGACACCCUGAACCAGCUGGUCCGUUCUCUGAGGGAGCUGCUCCUGUUUCUUUACCACAGCAUCCUGCUGCCCACAUGGCACAUGCUGCUUGAGGCCCUGGCCCAGAUCCAGGAGCAUUGCCAUGAGGCAUGCAGAGGCGAGGUGACUUGGGACUGCAUGAAGACACAGCUCAGUGAGGCUGCCCACUGGACCUGGCUCAGACUACAGGACACCACAGUGGCUUUCUUGGACUGGGCACUUGCCAUGAUAUCCCAGCAGUAGGCCCUGCCUCCCUGGCCGCUGGGCUCUGUCUGGAGCAGACCACUGGAGACUGUUGGGGCAGAGAGUGGCAGUUCUGCAGCGGAGUCUUUGUUACUUGGUGCCUAAGUUCUGUCUCCUCAGCAGGUGGUAGGCUGCCUCUGCCUCGGUUCUUCCGAUUUGGUGGCAAUGAGCCCAGAGGUAUCUCAGCCUCCAACCCAUGACUCCACUGACCACUGCUCUGCCCGACUGCACAUGGCUCCCAGCCUCUGUCCUUGGGCCUGGUAGCCUCUCUUGUCUCUGCUCUCCACUUCCUUCUCUCUCAUUCUUGAAGCCUCAAACAGCUCAUCUUGAAAAGGUGGACUUCAGCAAGUGGCUUCUGCAUUCUGACAAAUGAUUCCUGCUCCCAGACCUUAACCAUGGCAGAAAAAAAAAGGGACUUCUAGAAGAAUCUAGAAGAAUGUAGCACCACAGUGAGUGGUAGCAGCUUUGUCUCUACCGACAGUCUGGAUGUGGCUGUCCGUGGACAUGGAGGCCUGGGUGGAGAGGCCUCUCACCUCAAAAUGUUCAAGUUAGGUCCUUCAAGGCGCCUAUUGUCCCUGCCAUCAUGGUCCUGCAUCCUUGCUCUCUGUCCCCUUUCAGUGCUGGGGAGGUCUCAACCUCCGUGUUCAGCCCUUCUCUGCUGCCCACCCCUGCCAUCUGUCUGGAGAACAGAGCCCAGGUCGUCAUGUUCCUCAGGCCCAGGAAACCAUCCAGCAACCUGUUGAGACAGGACACAGCAUGUGGCUUGUGGAUGUGCCCACUUGGUGGAAUAAAGGACACAGAUUUGAUUUCUGG